CAUGUCCUAAUGGACAAGAAACUGCCAGUCUGCCCCGUUCCCUUAGGCAUCCAUGUCACUGUCUCCUUUGCCCCAGCAAAACAGUUCAACACAAGUGUUAACGUUAACAAGAGAUUCGUCAGGAUUCCAGGAGCCCCUGUGACUUGUGGAUGUUGAGGCACCAACCACCACCCCCGUCACAAAAAUUGCAUGCACCGAGCCUAAUCCAAGGAAAAUUGCUGCAAAAUCAUAUGGCCCUCCUUGCACCAACCAUUCUCCCUCUGAACCAGUUCACAGCCUCAUUAUCUACUCCCUGUUGCCCCCACUGUUGCUUACAGAGACGGCAAUUCCUUCUAGUCGAUUAACCAAAUCAUUUUGACUUGUUUUAUGUGUACUGUUGGUGAAGGUUAUGCGCCAAUCUUUAUGUGCUGUCUAUAUAUAAAUGUGUGCCUAUUUCACACCAUUUCCGUGUGUUUGUGUUGUGAGUUGGGACACGUACAAAUUGGAACUCUUUGAUACAUACUAAUACUAUACUUGUAGUGUUGAUUGAUUUGUUUUGCAUCAUGGAGCACACAAGAAACGGUGAUUUGAAGGGCAGCAGCUAUGAUCAGGAGCUGUUGGGCCGGCGCCGGAACGGUGCCUUCCCCAUCUACCUCGACCUCACCAGCAGGGAGGCCGCCGCCAUCGACGCCGCCCGGCAGCCAUUGCCGCCGAAGAGCACCCCUAGCCGGAGGCGCACGUACGCCGACGGCGAGCUCGACGUGUUCUCGGCCGAGCGCUACUUCAAGGGCGCGAUGGACGGCGACGCGGCCCACAACAAGGAGGCCGUUGUGGUGGCGGCGAGGCCCGCCGUGCCGGUGAGCAAGCCGGCGUGGACUUGCGCUUCGGCGGCGAGCGCCGGGUCGGGAGGCACCAGCGCCCACAGCCGGACCGUGCUCCUCCGUGACGCGCACCGCCGGCCGCCGGGGGGAUACUACAAGUGCUGCCUGCAGGUCGGCGAGCUCCUGCGGCCGUGCGCCGGGAAGCGGGCCGUGCGCAUCGACGGUGGAGCUCCUGAGGCCGCCGCGGGCGUGGGUUCGGGCAAGCCAGCUGCGGCGAGCAGGAUCGAGUGGUACCGAGAUCUGAGGAUGGAGAAGGCUGCUGCAGGGACAGGUCUCCCGCAGAAUUCGAAUCUCGGCGCGGCCAAAGUGGCCGCCGUCGGGAGGGAAGACAUCAUCAAGGCGGCCGAGCACCCGAGCGCAAGCUUCCGGAGCUUCACUCUUCAAGCUCCGGUCAAAGCCGUCGGCGGCGGCAGCGGCAACGGAGACGACGACGAUGGAGGCGGGAGCGAGUCGAGCUCGGAACUGUUCGAGAUCAAGAGCCUCAUGAUCGACGACUGCUGCCCCUACGAGCCCAGCGAGGCCAGCAUCCAGUGGAGCGUCGUCACCGCCAGCGCCGUCGACGUCUACUCGGAGCGCGGGAGGCGCGGGGGCCCAAUGGUCAAGCCGCAGAACCGGCCCGUUGGGCUGCUCACGGGCUGCGUCAGCCGCAGGGCCGUCGACGUCUCCGGGAUGCCCGACGCCCGCAGGUUCGCCGCCCCGCCGCCGCGCCGCCGCGUUUAAUUAGUUUUCUGCUCCACCAAGUGCGUGCGUGUGUGUUGUGUGUGGUGUCGGUGGGUGUAUUCCAUCUUAUUAAUUUACUGCUAGGCUACAGCCAAACAAGCUAUACAAAUCAGUUUCAAAAAUAAAAAAGAUUAUUUACAAGAUUUUAUAUUACGGAGUAAGUUGCACUAAAACAACGGCAAGUAUAUAGAAACUGAGAGAUUAUUUGUAUAAGAAUUUA
Messenger RNA from Brachypodium distachyon (stiff brome), 1800 nucleotides. Its product is annotated as protein PHYTOCHROME KINASE SUBSTRATE 1. The record is from RefSeq and is a predicted model, not a curated record. Lineage: Eukaryota; Viridiplantae; Streptophyta; Magnoliopsida; Poales; Poaceae. The transcript has a single exon. Gene Ontology annotation, biological process: phototropism. Bases 543 to 1580 code for a protein of 345 amino acids.